GGGCCCGCGGGACAACGGCAGCUUGUUGGGGCCGCGAGGGGCCUCCACCUCCGGAGGUGGGGGGGGGCGCUCCCCCCACCCUGGCACCGUCAGGCGCGGGCGGGGCGGGGGCGGAGAGAGCCCCCAGCCGCGGGCUCAGAGACUCGGAACCCAGCUCCAGCUCUGCCCGGCCCUCCCUGCGGGCCCUGGGGCGAAACGCCUAGCUCCUUCGGCCUCGGUUUUCUAGCGGAAACGUGAUGGGGGCUGGACUUUGAUCUUCAGAUUCUGUUUGAGACGAGAAAAAAUCAAAAUUACAAGGGGCAUGGACUGCCAAAGGGAAGAGAGCGAGAGCAGAGAGCAUCAAUCCGGUUCAAGACCACUCUUAUGAAUACCCUCAUGGAUGUCCUUCACCACAGGCCAGGAUGGGUGGAAGUAAAGGAUGAAGGGGAGUGGGAUUUCUACUGGUGCGAUGUCAGCUGGCUCCGGGAGAAUUUCGACCACACCUACAUGGAUGAGCACGUGCGGAUCAGUCACUUCCGAAACCACUACGAGCUGACCCGCAAGAACUACAUGGUGAAGAACCUGAAGCGCUUCCGGAAACAGCUGGAGCGCGAGGCGGGAAAGCUGGAGGCAGCCAAGUGCGACUUCUUCCCCAAAACCUUUGAGAUGCCCUGCGAGUACCAUCUGUUUGUGGAGGAGUUUCGCAAAAACCCAGGAAUCACCUGGAUCAUGAAGCCUGUAGCCCGGUCGCAGGGGAAGGGCAUCUUCCUCUUCCGGAGGCUGAAGGACAUCAUGGACUGGAAGAAGGACACAAGAAGUUCUGAUGACCAGAAAGAUGAUAUUCCCGUGGAGAACUAUGUAGCUCAGCAUUACAUCGAAAAUCCCUACCUGAUAGGAGGCCGCAAGUUUGACCUGCGUGUCUACGUGCUGGUGAUGUCGUACAUGCCGCUGCGAGCCUGGCUGUACCGGGACGGCUUCGCCCGAUUCUCCAACACCCGCUUCACGCUGAACAGCAUCGAUGACCAGUAUGUUCACCUCACCAAUGUCGCCGUGCAAAAGACGUCUCCCGACUACCACCCAAAGGGCUGCAAGUGGAUGCUGCAGCGCUUCCGGCAGUAUCUGGCAUCCAAGCAUGGGCCCAAGGCAGUGGAGACGCUCUUCAGUGACAUGGACAACAUCUUCAUCAGAAGCCUGCAGAGCGUGCAGAAGGCGAUCAUCAGCGACAAGCACUGCUUCGAGCUGUACGGCUACGACAUCCUCAUAGACCAGGACCUCAAGCCGUGGCUCCUGGAGGUCAAUGCAUCCCCAUCACUGACAGCCAGCAGCCAGGAGGACUAUGAGCUCAAGACCUGCCUCCUGGAAGACACCCUGCACAUCGUGGACAUGGAGGCCAGACUCACGGGAAGGGAGAAGCGAGUGGGAGGCUUCGACCUCAUGUGGAACGAUGGCCCUGUCAGCAGAGAAGACGGGGCUCAUGACCUGUCAGGGCUGGGGAACUUUGUGACCAACACGCACCUUGGCUGCGUCAAUGAUCGGAAAAAACAGCUGAGGCAGCUGUUCCGCUCCCUUCAAGGCCAGAAGAAAACUCCCAACUAAUCCCCAGCACAGAGGAGAGCGACCAGGGGAGGUGCCACACCAGUUCUCUCCCUGCUCCCAGUUUCCAGCACAGCAGCACCUCAGAGAACUCA
Molecule: messenger RNA, 1667 nt
Organism: Delphinapterus leucas (beluga whale)
Lineage: Eukaryota; Metazoa; Chordata; Mammalia; Artiodactyla; Monodontidae
Source: RefSeq, a predicted model, not a curated record